This is a messenger RNA of Lolium perenne, 1054 nucleotides long. Its product is annotated as probable enoyl-CoA hydratase 1, peroxisomal. Gene Ontology annotation, cellular component: peroxisome. The record is from RefSeq and is a predicted model, not a curated record. Lineage: Eukaryota; Viridiplantae; Streptophyta; Magnoliopsida; Poales; Poaceae.
UUAAAAUGACGCUUGCAGUUUUGCACAGACAUAAAGCGGCCAGCUACCCAGCCUAAUCGAGACGCUAACCCAAUUCGCCCACCAGAUUGAUGGCCGCCUCGUCCUCGUUGCCGGACUCCGGCGACCUCAUCCUGGUCGAGCCAGCGAGGCCGGGAUCACAGGUCGCCGUGGUGACCAUCAACCGCCCCGACGCGCUGAACGCGCUGACGCGGCCGAUGAUGGUCUCCCUGGCCGCGGCUUUCCGACGACUGGACGCCGACGACGGCGUUGCCGCGGUGGUGCUCGCGGGGCGCGGCCGCUCCUUCUGCUCCGGAGUUGACCUGAAGGCGGCGGAGGAGGCGUUCAAGGGCGACGUGAACGACCCCGCCGCCAACCCCGUCACCCAGAUGGAGCUCUGCCGCAAACCAAUCGUCGGCGCCGUGGCCGGGUUCGCCGUCACAGCGGGGUUCGAGAUCGCCCUUGCCUGCGACCUCCUCGUCGCUGGCCGCUCGGCCAAGUUCCUCGACACCCACGCCAAGGUUGGGAUAUUUCCUUCUUGGGGUCUUUCACAGAAGCUCUCCCGUUUCAUUGGGCCGAACAGAGCACGAGAAGUGUCACUAACUUGCAUGCCUAUCACUGCUGAAAUGGGGGAGAAGUGGGGACUCGUUAACCACAUUGUUGAAGACAGCCAGGUGCUGAGUAAGGCCAUAGAGGUCGCUGAGGCCAUUGCGAGGAAUAACCGCAAUCUGGUGAUUCUAUACAAGUCAGUUAUAAAUGAUGGGCUUCAGCUGGACAUGAAACAUGCCCGAGCUCUUGAAAAGGAAUUGACAGGAUGAUCGUCUGCCGCAGCCACUUGUGUUUUCCUGGCUAUGAUUCUUGAAGAUGGAUAUGUCUUUUGUACUAGUUCUUCUUGGGAUUGGAAACAAGAAGAACUGGAGAUUUCUUUAUUCGUAUUCUAUUAUUCUGCGAGUGCACCCUUCUCUCGUUAUUCCACUAGAAAGAUCUUUAAUAACUAAUUCCAGAUAUCAUUGUAACUUAUAACAUCAUGUAAGAUGAUGACAGUUUUUUAAGGUUA